AUGGCGAUGAAGAGGCCUUUGCAGUGUAUGUUGAGGAGGAUUUACAGGAGAGGAGGAAGUUUUAGAAGUUUUACUGCACUUCCUGAAGGCAGCACCACAACUUCCCCUUCUCAAAAUCUCAUCGAUUUGGAGUAUGAGUGCAGUGCUCACAAUUACCAUCCGAUUCCUAUCGUCUUUUCUAGAGCUAAGGGUUCAUCCAUCUGGGAUCCUGAAGGGAAAAAGUAUCUUGAUUUCCUCUCAGCUUAUUGUGCUGUCAAUCAGGGACACUGUCAUCCAAAGAUCAUGAAAGCAUUAGCAGAACAGGCUCAAACGCUCACUCUUAGUUCUCGUGCCUUCUAUAAUGAUAAGUUUCCAGUAUUUGCAGAAUAUAUAACCAACAUGUUUGGAUAUGAUAUGGUGCUACCAAUGAACACUGGUGCAGAAGGAGUAGAAACAGCUCUUAAGCUGGCAAAGAAAUGGGGUUACAUGAACAAAAGAAUACCGAAAAACGAGGCUAUCAUUGUCUCAUGUUGUGGCUGCUUCCAUGGUCGGACAUUGGCUGCGAUCUCCAUGAGUUGUGACAAUGAAGCUACUCAUGGUUUUUGGCCCCUAUUACCUGGGCAACUUAAAGUUGAUUUUGGAGACGUUGUUGCCCUUGAAAAAUUAUUUAAAGAGAAAGGAGAUCAGAUCGCUGGCUUUUUGUUUGAACCAAUUCAAGGAGAGGCUGGGGUUAUAAUUCCGCCAGAAGGUUACCUGAAGGCUGUUAGAGAUCUUUGCUCAAAGUAUAAUAUUUUGAUGAUUGCUGAUGAAAUACAAAGUGGCUUGGCACGCUCUGGUAGAUUGCUGGCUUGUGAUUGGGAAGAAGUUCGUCCAGAUGUUGUUAUAUUGGGAAAAGCAUUAGGUGGUGGAGUCUUGCCUGUGAGUGCUGUACUUGCAGAUAAAGAUGUUAUGCUUUGUAUUCAGGCCGGAGAGCAUGGAAGCACCUUUGGGGGGAAUCCUUUGGCUAGUGCAGUUGCAAUUGCAUCUUUAGACGUGAUAAGAGACGAAGGACUUGCAGAGAGAUCUGCUCAGAUGGGAGAGCAACUUAGACAUCAGUUGAUGAAGGUUCAGGGGCAGUUUCCUAAUUUCAUAAAAGAAGUUCGAGGGAAAGGCCUAUUCAAUGCUGUGGAGCUUAAUAGUAAGGCUUUGUUACCUGUGACAGCUUAUGACAUAUGUAUGAAACUGAAGGAGAGAGGAAUUCUUGCUAAGCCAACUCAUGAUUCUAUAAUACGCUUGACGCCCCCGCUGUCCAUGAGUUUGGAGGAGCUCCAAGAAGGCUCUAAGGCCCUGCAUGAUGUUUUUGAACUUGAUCUACCGAAGAUGCAGAAAGAGAAGCCAGCAACAGUUUCCCAUGCUACCUCUAGUGUCUGUGACCGCUGUGGCCGCAACUUAUAUGGCUCUUCAUAAGAUAUUGAAAGUAGAGGUAGUUUUCAUAGAUAGCAGUAGGCCCCGUCUUCUUGUUCUACACUAUACAUUUCAUAUCAUUCGAAUUGCUUGCCCAUACGCCAUCAUAAAAAAAGUAUCAUCACAGUACUCCAGAUGUCUGAACUUAUGUACGAUCAACUAUUUGGUGCCCGUUAAAAUCAUUAUCUAUGACAAGCUUGAAUCAGGCACAACCUAACUACUUAUAUUUGAGUUCUUGCAUACUGAGAAAUGCAAAUAAAGUUGUCUGUUUGCUGAGUA
Nicotiana tabacum (common tobacco) is the source of this 1701-nucleotide messenger RNA. Its product is annotated as ornithine aminotransferase, mitochondrial. Gene Ontology annotation, molecular function: pyridoxal phosphate binding; identical protein binding; L-ornithine transaminase activity. NCBI's taxonomy places the organism in Eukaryota, Viridiplantae, Streptophyta, Magnoliopsida, Solanales, Solanaceae. Gene Ontology annotation, cellular component: cytoplasm. The record is from RefSeq and is a predicted model, not a curated record.